This is a messenger RNA of Phaeodactylum tricornutum CCAP 1055/1, 1372 nucleotides long. RefSeq lists its product with no specific name. The record is from RefSeq and is a predicted model, not a curated record. The coding region runs from base 1 to 1281 and encodes 426 amino acids. The transcript is spliced from 2 exons. NCBI's taxonomy places the organism in Eukaryota, Bacillariophyta, Bacillariophyceae, Surirellales, Neidiaceae.
AUGGGCAUAUUGCUCGCCUUUGGUGGCGUCGUUAUGAACAUGUACGUAGUGCUUUCCUGUUUCUUUCAACGGAUCGCACUGAUUAAUCCGGUGACGGGCGAACCCAUUCCAGGCAGUGAACGUGGGUAUGGUUUUCUAGGCCGCGAGGUGGACUAUGGGCUUCAACCCGAUUACCAGCAGUGCAUUUACUACCCUGCUGAGGAGGAAGCAGAGAUUUUCGAUAGCUGGGUCAAGGCCGGAAAGGCAUUUGCCUACAUGAGUGGCAUCUUGGGAUUAGUUUGUUUCUGCGUGCUCCUAUUGUCGUGCUGCGUAGCCUUUUCGCCUAGCAUGUACGAGCGAUGGCUCUUUUGGUUCUACAUUUUUGCAUCUCUUUGCAUCGCGUUCAGUUUUCUCAUGUUUGGAUCCGAGUUUUGCAGCGAAAACAACUGCAAGAUAGCCCAGGGUGGAGGCUGGGCGAUUUCCACUUUUUUCUUUUGGCUGUGCUGUGCCAAUACGGUCAAAAGUAUGGCCCAGGCUCGACCCCCACGAUCGAGGAACAACGAUAAUGACGAUGACGAUGAUGCGAAUAGUCUCUGGUACGAUCACGAAGAAGACAAGUAUCGCAAACGCCCGGGGGAGUACUACGAUGACGAUGGUGGCGAUGAGAACGGUGACGAGGAUUCGUGGGAAUCCUACUACGAAGAGGAUGAGGAAGAGGAAAACGUAACCACCCGACGAAAGGCAAACACCCGUGACGACCAAAGCCCCGCCAGCCAACUCCAAUCACAGAUACCAACUCCCCAAUCGAACGUGGAUCUCCUGGAUGACGACUUUCAUCCGGACAGUCAUGCCACGGACCACAACAGUUAUACUGGAAGUGCGCAUCUCAACAAUGAUGGCGCCUCCCUGGACCAGGGCAGUUAUCCAGGAGGACCGUACAAGGACGGUGAAUCUACGGCUCGCAACAGUCUUUACAAUGGUGGCAAUUCCGUUGUCGACGCGGUCUCGAUUGGUCCAAACAGCGACAACGGCGGCUCGAUUCGGGAUGCUUCUUCCGUACGUGAAGGCAACUACCAUGGUGCUAACUCGACGGACCGGCAUAGCGUCCACGGGUCUGCGGAGGAUUUUAAUGUCCCAGUUGACGUAGACCACAAUGACGUCCACGGCCAAAACGACAGCCGUGUUCCCGUCGUCCAUGCCGAAAAUGGCUACUUUGACGACUCCUUCGGUAACGUGAAUGCUAUCGACUCCAAUCGGCCAAUCCCUCGAGUCGGUGACGUUGAUGGUCCCACAAUCACAUAGGGCUUUUCCCCGGCUUAUCAACAAUGGCACAGCGUAUCUACCCUAACUGUGGUUGAAUUGUAGGACGUGCGACGGCCGUGCAUUGCGCUGC